UAAAUGCAGACAAAGUUCCCCACGACACCCUCACCCCCCUCAUGUCUCUACAUAUUCCAGUAAACUUCCCUCCUUUCACCAUCUUCACUGAGUAGUCCCCUUGGAUUUCUGUUCACCAUCCACAGAGUAUUCUGCUUGAGUUUUCUUUUGGUUGUCUUACUUAUUGUCUUUUGGAAUUACAUUUACUCAGGGUAAGAUUCAGAUAAGAAAAAGAAGGGAGAACUACGGUGGAAUUGAUUGUUUAGAACUAUUAUAUAGCAGAUACCUUUCCCUAUGGUGCUGUCUUGUACAGCUUUGAAUGGUAGAGGAGGAACAAACCCUUAGCCAAGCCAUCUAGCUCUCUCCCUGCUCUCAAGUAGCUGCAUUGCCCUUCGGAAGCUAUGAGAGCGACUGGCUCAUCGCUUUCGUAGCAGCAAAAUCCGAUUUUGAUGUCAAAAGUUGGAGAAAGUUCUUGUUUUUGGAUCUGGCCACUGAGGGCUUAAGUGCAUUGUGAGGAUCUACCGGGGGCUGCUGUUGCUGCUUGGGAUCUUCUACUCUUUGCUGGAGAGGAGGGAAAUGGCCUCAAGCUUGGAUCUUUCCGCCUGGUGGGCGAAGAAAAUCCGAAAUGGCACGCCGGUGGUGGUGACGAUGCAGAACCCGAACUACUCGGUCGUCGAGAUCGACGGCCCCGGCGCCGCUGCUUUCCGGUCGAUGGACAAGGACCGAGGGAAGAACGCGAAGCAGUUCACCUGGGUCUUGCUGCUCAAGGCCCAUCGAGCUGUCGGCUGCGUUGCUUGGUUGGCGACCGCACUGUGGGCGCUGCUCCAUGCCGUCAAGAAGAGGUUGCUCUUGCGGCGGGGAUUCUCCACGGAGAGCGACCAGCCUGGCAAGGGCAGGUCGCUGCUCAGGUUCCUCAGGGCUUUCUUGGUCCUCUCGGUUGUCAUGCUCGCAUUCGAGAUGAUCGCCUACUGGAAGGGCUGGCACUUCAAGAAGCCUAAUCUGCACCUGCCGGACAACCUGCACAUACCUGAAGCCACGGAGAUCCGAGGGUGGAUGCACACUGCCUAUCUCUCUUGGCUUGCAUUCAGAGCCGACUAUAUUGCGUAUCCGAUUCAGGUGGUGACAAACUUCUGCAUUGUUCUGUUCAUCAUACAGUCGUUGGACCGGAUGAUCUUGUGUCUCGGGUGUUUCUGGAUCAAACUGAAAAAGAUUAAACCUAGCAUAAAUGGUGAUCCAUUCAAAUCUGAUCAUAUAGAAGGUUCAGGUUCUGAGUAUCCGAUGGUACUAGUGCAGAUUCCAAUGUGUAACGAGAGAGAGGUAUACGAGCAAUCUAUUUCAGCUGCCUGCCAGAUCGAUUGGCCAAGAGACCGUUUGUUAGUUCAAGUUCUAGAUGACUCAGAUGACGAGACAAUCAAGCUCUUAAUCAGAGCAGAGGUGUCCAAGUGGAGUCAACGAGGUGUCAACAUUGUGUACCGGCAUCGCUUAAUCCGAACUGGUUAUAAAGCCGGAAAUCUGAAGUCUGCCAUGAGCUGUGACUAUGUUAAAGAUUUUGAGUUUGUUGCUAUUUUUGAUGCCGACUUCACACCAAACCCUGAUUUCCUUAAGAAGACAAUUCCACAUUUUAAGAGUAAUCCUGAACUUGGACUAGUUCAAGCUCGGUGGAGCUUCGUGAAUAAGGAUGAGAACCUGCUUACCCGACUCCAGAACAUCAAUCUCUGCUUCCAUUUUGAAGUCGAGCAGCAGGUGAACGGUAUUUUCUUAAACUUCUUCGGCUUUAAUGGGACCGCUGGUGUGUGGAGAAUUAAAGCAUUGGAGGAUUCUGGGGGCUGGCUCGAGCGAACCACUGUAGAAGAUAUGGACAUUGCCGUCCGUGCUCAUCUCAAUGGUUGGAAAUUCAUCUUCCUCAAUGAUGUCAAGGUUCUGUGUGAAGUUCCCGAGUCUUUUGAAGCUUACCGAAAACAGCAGCACAGAUGGCACUCUGGUCCGAUGCACUUAUUCCGUGUAUGCCUUCCAGCAAUCAUAGCAUCCAAGAUAUCUAUAUGGAAGAAGGCUAAUCUAGUACUGCUCUUUUUCCUCUUGAGGAAGCUAAUACUCCCAUUUUAUUCUUUCACACUGUUCUGUGUAAUACUUCCACUAUCUAUGUUUGUACCUGAGGCUGAGCUGCCUAUCUGGGUAAUCUGCUAUAUCCCUGUACUUAUGUCCUUACUCAAUAUCCUGCCGGCCCCAAGAUCCCUCCCUUUCAUUGUGCCCUACCUUCUCUUUGAGAACACCAUGUCAGUGACCAAGUUCAAUGCUAUGGUGGUUGGUUUGUUCCAACUGGGAAGUUCAUAUGAGUGGAUUGUCACCAAAAAGGCAGGGAGGUCAUCAGAAUCUGAUUUGUUGAUGGCAGCAGAAAGAGACUCAAAGCCUAUACACAGAGGGGUCUCGGAGGAUGAGCUCGUCGAACUGAACAAGUUGAAGGACCAACAAGUAGCAGCUCCUCCUCCCGCAAAAAAGGAAAACCAAAUUUACAAGAAGGAAUUGGCUCUUGCUCUUCUCCUCCUCACUGCUGCAUUUCGAAGUCUCCUCUCGGCCCAGGGAAUUCACUUCUACUUCCUGCUCUUUCAAGGGGUGUCUUUUCUUCUUGUGGGUCUUGAUCUAAUAGGGGAGCAGAUGAGCUGAAGUGUAAAGAAAGAUCAGAAGACGUUAAAUUCAUAUGCUUUAGUCAUCCAAGCUACCUUCUCAUCUAUAAAACCAUGAAAGUAUGGAUCACUAUAGAAGAGAUGUUCUUCACUGUUUGCAAGCAAUGAGUGAAGAGUGGCAAUUCCUCUUCAAGCAAGUUAUGCAUCUUGAAGUUCUCCUCUCAUCAAAGUCUUUUGUCAUACAAACAUUCUUCUCAUCAAAGCAAUGAAACUGCAGAGCUAAGACGAAGUCUUUCUA
Messenger RNA from Musa acuminata AAA Group (dessert banana), 2898 nucleotides. Its product is annotated as probable xyloglucan glycosyltransferase 5. Gene Ontology annotation, cellular component: Golgi apparatus. The record is from RefSeq and is a predicted model, not a curated record. The transcript has 5 exons. Lineage: Eukaryota; Viridiplantae; Streptophyta; Magnoliopsida; Zingiberales; Musaceae. The coding region runs from base 556 to 2640 and encodes 694 amino acids. Gene Ontology annotation, molecular function: glycosyltransferase activity.